This is a messenger RNA of Iphiclides podalirius (scarce swallowtail), 825 nucleotides long. Lineage: Eukaryota; Metazoa; Arthropoda; Insecta; Lepidoptera; Papilionidae. The record is from the annotation of a GenBank genome assembly.
AUGUUCCGCAAUCAAUACGACAGCGAUGUCACCGUAUGGAGCCCUCAAGGGCGUCUCCAUCAGGUAGAGUAUGCUAUGGAGGCGGUCAAGUUAGGCUCUGCUACUGUAGGUUUGAAAAACAAACAGUUUGCAGUACUAAUAGCUUUGAAGAGAGCAGUGAGUGAGCUGUCCGCAUAUCAGAAAAAGAUCAUACCGAUAGAUGAUCACAUUGGUAUAUCUAUUUCUGGGCUGACUGCCGAUGCUCGUAUGUUGAGCCGAUUCAUGAGAACUGAAUGCCUGAACCACCGGUACUCCCAUGAUGCUCCAAUGCCAGUGGGUAGAUUAAUUGCACUAGUGGGUAACAAAAUGCAGAUCUGUACCCAGAGAUAUGACAAGAGGCCUCUUGGAGUAGGUUUGCUGGUUGCUGGUUAUGAUGAUCAAGGUCCGCACAUUUACCAAACUUGUCCUUCAGCCAAUUUCUUCGACUGUAGGGCAAUGGCCAUUGGUGCCCGUUCGCAAUCUGCACGUACAUACCUCGAGAAGCAUCUGAACACUUUCAUGGAUUCCGACUUGCAAGAGUUGGUAGCGCACGGACUCAGAGCCUUGAGGGAUACUUUGCCUAAUGAAGUAGAGCUUAACACUAAGAAUGUGUCCAUAGCUAUUGUGGGUCCCAAGACUCCGCUGCGCGUAAGUGACGAGGCGGAGUUGACUCGCUUUUUAGCGCUGGUGGAGGGGGAGGAGAGGAGGGGAGGGGGUGCUAGCGCGACAGGAGAUGCAGGUCCAGCCCCCGAUCGCCCCGCGGGGGAAGACAGAGAUCCUCAGGCAGCGGUUGCCAUGGAUACGGAG